This is a messenger RNA of Enterobius vermicularis (human pinworm), 324 nucleotides long. The record is from the annotation of a GenBank genome assembly. Lineage: Eukaryota; Metazoa; Nematoda; Chromadorea; Rhabditida; Oxyuridae.
AUGCCAAAUUUUAGCGUUUCUUGUUUUAGUGAACUUCCAGGGAUGUAUCUGCUUGUGUUGACAACUCUUUUACUGUUCUGCGUGACCAGUGAAGCUAUGGUAGUAUGGCAGAUGCCACAAAAUCUAAUCUAUCCUGACCUAGACGAGACAUUUGGAGAUGAGAAUUUGCCGAUACGUCGUCAACAACGGUUACUGAAUCGAUACUACCUAUCGGGUAGUUUAUUAAAACGCAAUGCUCAUAUGAUAAAACAACCUUUUGUUGACUUCGACAGAAUUAUGGACAAAUUUAAAGGGCAUCUAAACGGUGGUCGAUAUGGUGCAUGA